UUAGGAGUCGACUCCGAGUCGGGUCCCGGUCACAGGAUUGAGGAUUCCAUUUAAAGAGUCCAUUCUAAACAAGAACAACAAUUAAAUCAUGUAGUGUAUACUACAUUUCGAUUGACCCUAGGUCUAGAUGUGUAAGUCUUGACACACUUGUUAACUUUUUGUGUUGAGCCAAAUCAAAGCAUAUAGGCUUCGACUCCCCGUGAUCAUAAUGAAUUGGAACAAAGAAUCGAGUCAUUGGAAGGUCGAUUCUCAGCUCUGCAGCUGAUGAAACACUGACAGUGGGGAUUUGUUUCAGUCUUGCUUUCGCGGGUCUGCGUCCAGUUGCCAAGGAACCUGAUAAACCUACCAAACCCCAAAAAUGGUGAAGAUAUUUGUUGGUAAUGUAGCUUCAGCGACCACAGAAGCAGAGCUGCGUGCAUUGUUUGAGCAACACGGUGUCGUGUCAGACUGUGACAUCCUAAAGAACUAUGGCUUUGUGCACAUGGAUGAGGAGGAUGCGGCCCAGAAAGCUGUUGCUGCUUUGCACAAGCACGUGCUCAACGGCUCUCGCAUCACUGUCGAGUACGCCACCACUAAGGUGCGCAACGCCACCAAGAUCUAUGUGGGCAACGUGCCUGAGGGUGUCACAGCUUCCAAAAUCAAGGAGCUCUUCCAGCCAUAUGGCAAAGUGCUGGAGUGUGAUAUUGUGAAGAAUUAUGCGUUUGUUCAUAUGCAGAGGGAAAACGAGGCCCUGGAGGCCAUCAGGGAGCUUAAUCAUACGAAAUUGGAGGAUCAAAAAAUCUUUGUGUCGCUCUCUCGCAGUAAUCAAGCCAAAAAUAGCAGAGGAGAUGACUAUUUCCCCCCUCCUCCCCAUCACUAUCCACCCCAUCCGCACCAUCCUCCUUACCUGCCCCCACGUCCUCCACUCGGCGAUUUCUAUCCGCCUCGAGGUCGUCUUCCGCCACCGCCACUCCCGCCGCCACCUCCCCGCUCCUACUAUGAGCGCGAAGCAUAUGAGAGGGGUGUUCGCCACGACCCGUAUGCCGCCGCCCCGCAUUUUUACGACAGGGACCCCUACGAGCGGCGUCCUCCGCCUCCGCAGCGACCCCCUUCGCCUUCCGUUGCCCCUCGCUACUACCGAGAGCGCAGCCCUCUGGGCAGUCGUCGGUCUCUGCUGCCUCCGCCGCCCCCACCGCCGCCACCGCCACCGCCUCCUAGCUACAUGCGCAGCUAUGCCCGUGGUGCUUCGGGCUCCGCUCUUCCUCCCCCGUCCUCCGCCGCGGCCUCCGGCUAUCAGCGUUACUCGCUCGGCUCAGGCUUUGAUAAAGAUGAUUACAUGGAGGACAAGUACAGCAACGGCUUCGGCCGUGGCUACUAAGCUUGCUUUGUCCAAAAGUUCUAUACGUCUCACAUUUUUGUAUAAGGCAAGCUAAUAAACAGGGACAUAUCUGCAGAAAUUAGGAAAUAUUCUACGAUGCUUGUAGCUAAUUCUCACAAUGGGUAUAGUGCAGCUAAUAUUCUGUAAGUGUAUUAGAAAAUUGUCAAAUUCCGACAGGUUUUUUUUUUAAUUUUUUUUUUUUUAUAGUGUAUAAAGGAUGUAGGUGGUAUCACUUUCAGUAUAUUUUCAAGAUGGAAGAUUUGAUUUCUUCAAAUUUUAUUUUAAUGAAGUGCAUGUUUGUCAGUUUAGAUUGUGAGGGACUGCCUAGUACUAGUCAUGUAUUGUUAGUAUUCUUUGUUACAGGGGCUUAAUGCGCUCCUUAUUUCAUUGAACCCUCGCCCACACCAGCAUGGUUACGGUUUUGUACAACAUUUUAGGCACAUGUUUUUGUUUUUUUUUUGAUUUUUCCAAAAAGCAUGGUAUGUGACUUGCAUGUGAUUAAGAAAGGUAAGGGUCUUAAUCGAGGUUUGAAGAACAUUCUUGUGGAUGGCUUUGUUACAGACUUAGUUAUGUUGCGUUCCAGAGCUGGGACCCGCAUAAGAAAGAGGAGGAAGAGGGAGGAUGUUAUUAAAUAUGUGGUAGUGGGCAGAGCCGGGGGACGCCGACUGAUCAUCAAAUCGCAUCUUAACAGCCACCCGAGCACAACGUCGACUCGGCACACCACGCAGCGCUUGGACACAACGUCGCCUCCUAGGAAAAUGCAGCGUCACCUAAAGGAAACUCGGGGAAAACGCACGACCAUCCGCUACAUUAAACACAAACUACUACCACGUAGUCGGUAUUACUCCUAUAAAAUUGUCAUCAGCCCAUUAAUCGUUCACACGGACUCUGUAGCCUUUCUUGAUAUUCAAGACGUUUUAACAUCUCGAUAUACACUGGACAUGCUUGUGAUUAAAAACUAUUACCAAAACCCAAAUAUUGUAGCCUACCCUACGUGUGAUGAUGUUUCCCUGCGUUCAUUUUGUUAAAACCUUUUGUUAAAAUGUACCUCUGAAAACCUAUAUCUCGACUGUGGAUGCAAACCGAUGUCUCUAUAAAUGGUUGAGCUCUUUAAGACGGACGCAAGUCGAUUUCUGUGCUUGGUGUGGUUACUUUAAAAAAGAAACUUAGUCGCUGUCUCUCUAGCCGUUUAAAUAAAACAUCCACUGAUCUGACUACCGUUUUUUUCCGUUGUACCGUUAUUAUUUUUUCGCACACAUUUCCUGUCUUUUUCGCACCCGUUAACACUCGUUUCGUGCAAGUGACCUGUUGACCUGACCACUCUUUUGCAAAUAAAGCCAAGAAACGAGCUAAUAAUGAAUGAAUGAAUGAAUAAAUAAAUAAAUGGCCUGGUGGGUCCAAUACUACUCCAAACUUUCCAAAACAACUUCUGCUAUUACUCUACUUCCCUGCCUUGAUCCCUGGCCAAACGUUUCCUAAAUAUGUGUGCAUUAUUAAAAGCAUUGUAGCUAACUGUAGCUUGCCACAUGUGAAAUACAGGUAAGUUAAAUACACAGGUAAGUACUAUUGGAAAGAAUGUUUUGUUUUGGAAAGAAGGUUAUGUUUAAACAUUUUCAUGUUUUUUGAAUCACCCAUGUCAAAUCUGUGUUUUUUUCCCCCCCCUUUCCCAUACAAGUUAUCAGACUGAAACAGGCAAGUGUUUCUGGAGUAAUUUUUUAUUUUUUGAUAGUCUAGUGUGAAAGUCUCAGUGAUUGGAUGAGAAAAAUGCAGAAAUGUUUACUUGUUUUUACACAAUUUUCCAUUUUUAGCUAACCACUCAUGGAUACGCAGUCAAUGCCAAAAGUAUGUGGACACCUUCACUGAUGAGCAUCCCGUUUAAAAUCUAUGGUCAUUAAUAUUGAGUUGUUCCCGCUCAGCUACUGUAAACUGCCUCCACUCCUCUGGCAAGGCUUUUCAUUAGCCUAUUAGGUCUAUGGUUGUGGGGAUUUGUGUGUAUUCAGCUACAAGAGCAUUAGUGAAGCUAGGUGUUGGGCAAGGAGGCCUGGGGUGCAGUCACUAUUGUAGUUCGUCCCAAAGGUGUUCAGUGGAGUUGAGGUGCAGGUCGUGUUUUUGGCAUACAUUGUCUGUUUUUAGAGAUUUUGCUUUGUGCAUAGGGGUAUUGUCAUGCUGGAACAUGCUUGGGCCCCUUAGUUUCCGGGAAGGAAAUCUUAAUGGGAAAUGGUAGCUCAGCGGUUAAGACUUUGGACUUAGGACCUUCGAGUUUAGAUUCCAUCACUUCCAUAGUGCUACUCAGGGGCCCUUGAGCAAAGCCCUCAAAGUUCAGCUUCUCAGCUUUCUAAAUAAAGUGUUAGCUAAAUGCCAUAAAUCUAAACCUCCAGACACUUGAGUGUUUCCAAUCCUUUUGGGAAGAACCGCUUAUUGGUGUGAUGGACUGGUGUUCACGUACCCCAAUGUAGUGUAUAUCCCAAACAUUAAUUAUAUGGCUUACGCCGCUUCCAGUUUAAAUAGUUGUUUUGGUGGUGGUUUACACUAAAGCCAAACACCAAAACAUGUAAUCUGCGCAAGAUUGAACCACUGUUAAUGUUCUCACUCAGUGUAAAAGGAUUCAGGUAAGUAGAGAUGCCCAAGUACCCUGAUUAGAACAUUGGUAAUAUAUGUAAUUAGUAAUAUAUGUAAAUAAAUGAAAGGAAAACCCUGUUAGAUUUAUGUAAUUUCUUGCAGUUGCUGAUGUGCCUUAGGACACAGUAAAAAUACCAUCUCAAGUAAUGCAGUACUUCUGAAUAUUAAUAUCGCAGUGCUUGGCCACAUUAAUAUUGCAAUUAUGGGCUGAAGAUGAACUACAAAUAUCAAGGAUUCUGAAAUCACUCCUUAACACACAAUCUGUCCAAGAUCCUCCAUGGUCUUAUGUUCUUGCUUGUGGAUGCUCUUUAGCUCAGCCCACAGCCUUUCCAUGGAAUAUAGUUCAGAGAACUGGCAUGGUCCUGCUAGAAGAUUGAUUUUGUGGAUUUGGACAUGGUUUAGAUCAUUGUACGGCUGAAAGAUGACCCAGUAUCUCCGGUCAUCGAUUUAUUGAUACCAUCUACUUUAACUUGGUUCCCAAGGCCCAAAACCUUUCUUAACAGUUGGGAUUAGGCUUUUUUUUUUUUUUUUAAAUAUAACCAUCCAUCAUUUUGGUCCAAACCCAUAUUUAGACUUGAAAACUCUAUUUUUCCCAUCUGACUAUAGAACCCAGAUCCAGUAGUGUUUAUGGAACUCACUUAUAUUUGUGGUUAGAUAAAAGGAAAAGCUUUAAUCUGUCAUGCUUUCCAAGUAGUUUGUUGUCAUGGAGGUGGUGUCUAAUUGUAGAUUUGGUGAGCCACAAAAUGCUGCCAUCUUUUGCAAAUUUCCAUCCACGAUCCUUGUCUCUCUAUAGUCUCAGCCUCAGACGUCAUGCCCACAAAACUUUGGCUGAAUGUCUGAUCUAUAUGGCACAACAAAUUGGAAAAAACCUCAGCGUCUGAUUCUCCCAGGAUUUCCGGGAGAAGUCUGCGUCACUUUUUUUUUAAAACAAGCCUAGGAACAGUGACGUUCUACUUCCCACAUGGAAGAAGGAAGCUGUCGUGUAAGAAUACGUGCUUAUGAGGAUCAGAGAAACACUGAAUUUUGCAAAUGAUCUGAAGUUCACAGCAUAGACUCCUCAAGUUGAAUAACUUUCUUAAAGGAGCAGUUUGUGGUUGCACACCGGUCUGGUUUUAGAGGGACAAUGUUACAUCUCCACACCCUUAAUUGUGAUGCUGAGAAAAACUGUGAUUGGUUACUUUACAUGUCCGUUAGACGGCUUAUUGGGCAGACCUUGGCCAAUAAAAGCUGCUAUAACGUCCAAACCUUCUGUCGAGUUCUAGCUGUACGAGACUAACUUUCUCUAAAACCAUUAACAGGCUCUUCACUGUGUGUGAGGGGUUAAAUACAGGACCAUCCUGUAAAGAUCUUUAUAGCUCUGCUUGUUUUAAACUUCUUACAUAACCCUGACAGUGGAUAAGGAUAUUUACAGGCAUCCAAUUAUUUUUAAAGCCAUUGACUGAUUUAUGAAGGUCAACACGCUUCCCAGUUUAUUUUUGUAUUCUCUAAUCCUCCACAUGUUGAUGAAUGACGAAGAGAUUUUGGCCUCUGUGUUAUCUUCUAUUUAUAUCCCAGAAAAUAUAAGAAGUCAUGGAUGUCGUCGUCUACUGGAGAGUAGACAUUUUUUGUUCUUAUUAAUUUCUAAGAAUGCCAAUAAUUGUGAGAGAUGGUUGUUUUUUUGGAGAUCAGUGUGAAGUCCAGGUAUAGCCGAUCAUGGUCGACUUUGGGGUCAAUCCUACCCUUUCAGCGUAAGAAUUCCUUAGUAAUAGUUUCUCUUAGAGGCUUCUUGAAUAGGCUAAGGUGAACGCUUAGUGUUCAUUUCAAUCGUGAAGUACUUGAAUUGUAGAAAAUAAUGGUGCUAUUGUGAAUAUCAGUGAUGCCUGCUAUCUUACAGAAACCUGUAUUUAAACAUUUGAAGAUUUGGUUGUUUGGAGCCUGUCUAAGUCUGAUACCUUUAUGGAUUUUUUUUGGGAUGUGAAACAGAUAUUUAUUAAUUGAUGGUUGUUAAUAAACAUGAAGAAUAAAAUUUCAGACACCAAACAUUUUUCAGCUCGUUGUAUAUGGAGUAGAUGGAAAAUUGUGUAAAUGACAUUUAUUUGGUUGAAGAAUAUAAAUUCUGUUUUUAUGUGAUAGAUGAUUGCACUACGAUAUACUGACCAAAACCAGGUUUCUAAAAAUAGUCGCUCUGCAUCCCAAAUUUGGAAAGGAUUGAUAGCCAUUGGUGUACCAGAACUUUAUAAAGUCAAAUCAGAUUCAUUGGAUGUAAAUAACUCACUUUCAGAAUAUGUUCUGGCCUUAAGUGCUGCAAUGCAAAUGUGCUGUUCUUUGGUUUCUAGGUGAAAAACAAAAUCCAAUAUAAAUCGUUUUGUUAACAAACAUGUCUCCUGUAAAUUUCCAGG
Molecule: messenger RNA, 6354 nt
Organism: Hemibagrus wyckioides
Lineage: Eukaryota; Metazoa; Chordata; Actinopteri; Siluriformes; Bagridae
Exons: 2
Coding region: 359-1357 (332 amino acids)
Cellular component (GO): cytosol
Molecular function (GO): mRNA binding
Source: RefSeq, a predicted model, not a curated record